Harpegnathos saltator (Jerdon's jumping ant) is the source of this 1830-nucleotide messenger RNA. RefSeq lists its product as uncharacterized. NCBI's taxonomy places the organism in Eukaryota, Metazoa, Arthropoda, Insecta, Hymenoptera, Formicidae. The transcript has 8 exons. The record is from RefSeq and is a predicted model, not a curated record. The coding region runs from base 30 to 1244 and encodes 404 amino acids.
AAUUACUUGCUGGUAAACUCCUCGAUAAGAUGUAUUACAUCGUAUUUUGGGACGAAUACUGCCAAGUCGUUCCCGAUUCUUGGGUAAACUUUAAUGCAAAAACAUUUACGUUUCCAUUGUCUAAAAAAAAUAUUACCAAUACAAUAAAAAAGAAGAUAAGUCCUGGAAAUGAUUGGAACAUCAGUCAUUUUCAUAAAAUUUUAGGACCUUACAAUACAUUUGAUAAGGCUCGGGAAGCAGAAAAAUCUUGUAUUGAUAUAUCCACUUCGGAUGAUAUUCAAUUUGCUUCUUUAAAUGAACCAAUCCAAACAUUGCCUCUGAAACGUUUGAUAACGAAAAAAAAAUUUUAUGACGAUGAAUCGAAUAAUUACGUGAAUGAUUGUAAUAUUUCCAAGAAAUAUAAAUCAAAUCAACAUCCCCCAUCAAAUUAUAAAAUACACGAAGGGAUUGGAGCUACAUCUACAAAUGUUGAACUUGAGAAAAAUUCAUUACAUUUUAGAUCAGUGAGUUCGGAAUAUAACGUGCAGAAGCGGGAGGAAGAUAAAAUUUUAUCCGUCAAAAAUAAUCCAUCUAAUUGCAAUGUCCCUUCACCUUUAAAUGAACACCAAUUUUCAAUUCAAGUUUUUCAUGAGGAUGAGCAAGAUGAUGAAGAGAUGACGGAUGAUACUAAUUCUCGUGAUUAUGAUCGGAACAUCGAUAAUAAGGAAAAUGAGAUAAUUGCGAUGAAGGCUCUCCCAAUUACAGAAAUGAAUGUAGACGAGGAUAUACAUGUAAUUAUAAGUUCUUUAUAUGAAAAAGUAGAUACUUUACAUCAAGACUUUCAACAAUUCAAAACAGAGAUAAAACACGAAGCAGCUAAAAAUAACACAAAAUUGAAAGAAAUAGUUGCUAUUUUAAGAGAAAGUUUCCAAAGAAAUGAAGAAAAUGAAGCAAUAACUAUGGAUUUAAUGCCUGAAUUUCCAAUGACAUCCGUCGAGGAAUAUGUACAAUUUAAUGAAACAUUGAAAAAUGAUGAAGCAAUUCGUAAAUGUUUUGAAAAGAAAAUAAAGUGUAUUGGUGGUGACUCUACACAAAAAAUGAUCUCCAAUAUACUCACAUAUUGCAUAACAUUUGAUGUAGGACACAAGUUGACUUGGACUGGUGCAAAAAAUACUAUCGCAAUCGAAAAUACAACUUUUGCAAACAUUAUAGUACUGUCAAUCGUACAAAAGGAAAUGGACCUGAUGACUGUACCAUUGCAUUGAUUGUCAAGCAUGUAAAAAACUGGCUGCAACAUGCAGGUGAUAAAAUGAGAUAUCGAAACAAAAAAGUGCAACAAUAAAUUACUCUGUAAUUAGUAUACAGAGUGUCCGAUAAUUCCGCUAAAAACCGCGAUAUAAAAAUAGAUUAAGUGAAACUGAAAAAACAAUUCCUCUAUGAUUUUGCGAAGAAGCACGUAAAAUUGUAUUAUUAAUUAAAGAAAUUAGCUAAUGAUCAAUUAAUUAAUAAUUCUAUAUUUUAUGUGGUUCUUCGCAAAAUGAUAUAGGAAUUUUUUCUUCAGUUUCACCUAAUCUACCUGUACAUCGUGUUUCUAAAGCGAGUUACCGCACAGCCUGUAUACUUAAUAAUAAGAAAUUAAUUAAUUAUAUCUUGCAUGGGCGUUGCCAGGAGGAGGCAGAGGAAGACCACGGUCCCCUAAACGUAGAAAAAAAUUUAUUUUUUUAUACGAAGGCGCUGCAGUUUUUUUUUUAUUUUUUACCGGCAAUAAAGUGAUAAAAUUUAUAUAAUUUUUUUGCAUUGAAUGCUUAAAUUGAAAGAGGUGGCUUGUGUAUGGUCUGCCUGAAAAAAAAA